Messenger RNA from Entamoeba histolytica HM-1:IMSS, 510 nucleotides. RefSeq lists its product as uncharacterized. NCBI's taxonomy places the organism in Eukaryota, Evosea, Mastigamoebida, Endamoebidae. The transcript has a single exon. The record is from RefSeq and is a predicted model, not a curated record. The coding region runs from base 1 to 510 and encodes 169 amino acids.
AUGGUUUUAGUAUUAAAUUUCUUAUAUGAAAUUACUAAAUUAAAUGAAGAAAAUAAUACUAAAGAAGAUGAUAGUGUUAGUACAUCAGUAUGGGUUGUUAUGUCAUGUAUUAUUGUUUCUUUUUUUGUAAUAUUGUUAUUUAAUAUUGUAUUUUUUGUAAUUAAGAACUGUUUCUUAAAUGAACCUUCAAUUAUUGAAGAUGAAGAAAAUAAACAAAUUAAAAUUAUGGAAUUAGAAACAAAUCAAAUGAUGGCACCUAUUUCUCCUAUGAAAAUAGAAACACCAUCAAAUUUCUCUAAAGCUAUCACUCCUUCAAGACUACCUUCAAGACCUACUUCUAGGAUAUCUCAAAAUUCUGUAAAACAAAUUUCUAAAUCAUCUACUCCAUCCCAAUUAUCAACUACUCAUUUGCAUCAAAUUUAUCAAGAUACAAAAGAAACUCAAAAAUCUUCAUCGUCAUCAUCUUCUCCUAUUUCCUCAAUUAGUCGUUCAGAAACUCAAAACAAUUAA